UAAGCAUCUAAUUUUUGUUUGUAAAGCGACACAUUAACACACACUUCACUUAUUAGAGAUGGAUAGAAUUCCGGCCUAGACUCCUCUUCUUCUCUGCCACAAUCAAACCCUAAUCUCCUCUCGUCUCGUCUCCUCAAUAUAUAUAUAUAUAUAUAUAUAUAUAUAUUUUUAGAUCUGAAAAUUUCACAAACAGAGUCCAUUAUAUAUAUUUGUAGGGAGAGAGUGAAUUAAAGAUGUGUUGUGGGAGCAAGAUUUGCAUGUUGUGCACAUGCCUAAUACUGGUGGUGAUUGUGAUCGGUUUUCUGUUUGGAUUUGGGGUAUUCAAAGAUGGGUUUCACAAGUUGAAGGACACAAUUCAUAACUGCGACACCUCUUCAUCAUCUGGAAGACCCUUCAUGGGUGUGGGUGUGCCUCCUCCGUUCUAGGGUUUCUAUCAUCAAAUCUUUUUUUCUUUCAAAUCUUGUUCUAUAAUCCAUCUGCUGGGUUUGUGGGUACAAAAUAUAUGGGGGUUUGUGUUCUUCUUUCAAGUUAAUUUCUUCAUUCUUUAAUGAAUUAAUACUGUUGUUAUUUUGCUACUUGAUUAGGAUUCAAUGUAGUCACUGAUUCUAUUAUAUUGGGAAUUUUUAUUAAUUUUUUCUUUGUUGCUA
Cornus florida is the source of this 647-nucleotide messenger RNA. RefSeq lists its product as uncharacterized. Bases 234 to 425 code for a protein of 63 amino acids. NCBI's taxonomy places the organism in Eukaryota, Viridiplantae, Streptophyta, Magnoliopsida, Cornales, Cornaceae. The transcript has a single exon. The record is from RefSeq and is a predicted model, not a curated record.